Molecule: messenger RNA, 1919 nt
Organism: Polyodon spathula (Mississippi paddlefish)
Lineage: Eukaryota; Metazoa; Chordata; Actinopteri; Acipenseriformes; Polyodontidae
Product: dual specificity mitogen-activated protein kinase kinase 3-like
Exons: 12
Coding region: 421-1443 (340 amino acids)
Biological process (GO): protein phosphorylation; MAPK cascade
Molecular function (GO): MAP kinase kinase activity; ATP binding
Source: RefSeq, a predicted model, not a curated record
UUCAGUCACCGAGGAGCGAGCAAAGUCUUGCAGCUUCCUGCGAGUUCUUGUUAUUUCCUAUUAUUAGUUUUUUUUUGUAUUGUUUUAGUUAAAUUAAUUAUUUCAAAUGAUAGCCUGAAACAGUAAGACUCCCAUGCUCUACAUGGUCUGAUCACACAGAUGCGUGCAGUCGUGCACAGGCAGUAACAUAUUUUUGGCAUUGUUUUCUUCGGAGACCCAGGACUGCAACCGCUACAGACAAAAGUUCGUCCUUGUGAGGCUUCUCUGCGCAAAUUUCCUGAAUCUUCUGUGGUUUGUUAUUUAUAGGAUCCUAGAGGAACGAAUUAUUUUAUAUCCUAGAUUUUUUGUAUUUGUCUGCAACAUUGUGAACAUCGUGCUCGACGUGUAAAGAGGACUGUGCAGUUACUAAUUGGGAUCAGUAUGUCACUGUCUAAAGGCACCGGGAAAGUGAAGAACAAACCCAAGCUCAAAAUUUCAGAUGAAGUCUUCAAACAGAAGGAGCCCAGCCCUACACCACCUCGAAACCUGGAUUCCAGAACCUUUAUUACUAUUGGAGACAAAAACUUUGAAGUGCAGGCGGACGACUUAGUGUCGAUCUCUGAGCUGGGACGAGGGGCCUAUGGCGUAGUGGAGAGAGUUCGGCAUGCACAGAGCGGGACGAUAAUGGCUGUUAAAAGAAUCCGAGCAACAGUAAACAGCCAGGAACAGAAGAGGCUGCUGAUGGACCUGGAUAUCUCCAUGCGGACAGUCGAUUGUCCCUACACAGUCACAUUUUAUGGAGCUCUUUUCCGAGAGGGUGACGUGUGGAUUUGCAUGGAAUUGAUGGACACCUCACUUGAUAAAUUCUACAAGAAGGUGAUCGAAAAAGGAAAGAAGAUACCAGAAGAUAUUCUAGGAAAAAUGUCUGUAUCUAUUGUCAAAGCAUUAGAGCAUUUGCACAGCAAGCUGUCAGUGAUUCACAGAGAUGUAAAGCCUUCAAAUGUCCUCAUUAACAACGAAGGCCACGUGAAGAUGUGUGAUUUUGGGAUCAGCGGGUACCUGGUAGAUUCUGUUGCAAAGACCAUGGAUGCUGGCUGCAAACCCUACAUGGCUCCCGAAAGGAUAAAUCCAGAACUUAAUCAGAAGGGAUACAAUGUCAAAUCUGACGUCUGGAGUCUGGGAAUCACACUGAUUGAGCUAGCGAUUCUUCGGUUUCCCUACGAGUCCUGGGGGACCCCGUUCCAGCAGCUGAAGCAGGUGGUGGAAGAGCCUUCCCCGCAGCUCCCAGCGGACCGCUUCUCCAAGGACUUUGUGGAUUUCACUGCUCAGUGUUUAAAAAAGAAUUCUAUAGAAAGAAUGAACUACCUUGAGCUUAUGGAGCACCCCUUCUUCAAACUACAUGACACCAAGGAAACAGACGUAGCCUCCUUUGUGAAAGAGAUCUUAGCUGAAGACCAGAACUGACCUCUUCUCUCCUGCUCUCUUUUGUAAUCUCCAGAUCGUCAUGAAAGGAAUACAUCGUGUCAGUUGGGCCUUAUGGUGGUUUAAUCCUACAUAAUUUGCAGUAUUGUAAAGUUACAUUUUGUGUAUAUUAUAAAGAAAUAAAAUCUAUUCAAAUGUCAAGCGUAACCACCAUGGGGAUUUUUUAAAUAGUGUUAAUAGUGCACGGUAUAAAAAUGAAACAAACUGUGCAAUAUUUAAUUCAUUUCUUUUGGUUUUGUUUUUAUUUAGAACUAUUAUUUUGUUUUAUAAUUUUAGCACCCAUAUUUCAAUACUGAAAACCACCAUAAGAAUUGAAGCAGUCUUGCUACAGUCAUAUCUGCACUGUAUAUAUUGCAGUAAUGUAUAAAAAGACACAUGAAUAUAGUGUGAGGGUGUUCUAAAUGUUUUAUUUAUCUUUGGUUGCAUGGUUGCAAUAAACUUGACAUCUGCGAAAGCCA